This is a messenger RNA of Aureobasidium subglaciale EXF-2481, 981 nucleotides long. RefSeq lists its product as uncharacterized. Gene Ontology annotation, biological process: peptidyl-serine phosphorylation. NCBI's taxonomy places the organism in Eukaryota, Fungi, Ascomycota, Dothideomycetes, Dothideales, Saccotheciaceae. The coding region runs from base 1 to 981 and encodes 326 amino acids. The transcript has 3 exons. The record is from RefSeq and is a predicted model, not a curated record. Gene Ontology annotation, cellular component: cAMP-dependent protein kinase complex; nucleus. Gene Ontology annotation, molecular function: cAMP-dependent protein kinase activity; ATP binding.
AUGGAGAAGCCCAAGGCCGUCUCCAAUCCCGUGCGCGAGACAAAGGGCAAGUACACACUGCAGGACUUCACCAUCAACCGCACUCUCGGUACCGGCAGUUUCGGGCGUGUCCACCUGGUCCAGUCCAAGCAUAAUCAGCGCUUCUACGCCGUCAAGGUGCUCAAAAAGCAACAAGUUGUCAAGAUGAAGCAAGUCGAGCACACCAACGACGAGCGUCGCAUGCUGCAGAAAGUAAAGCAUCCCUUCUUGAUCACUCUCUGGGGCACCUUCCAGGAUUCAAAGAACCUGUACAUGGUCAUGGACUUUAUCGAGGGCGGAGAGCUCUUCAGCUUGCUGCGCAAGUCUCAGAGGUUCCCCAAUCCCGUCGCUAAGUUCUACGCUGCCGAGGUCACUCUUGCGCUCGACUACCUGCACUCGAUGGACAUCAUCUACCGUGAUCUGAAGCCCGAGAACUUGCUCCUCGACAGACACGGCCAUCUCAAGAUUACCGAUUUUGGUUUCGCCAAAGAAGUCCCCGACAUCACCUGGACUCUCUGCGGAACUCCAGAUUAUCUGGCUCCAGAGGUUGUCUCGUCCAAGGGUUACAACAAAUCUGUUGAUUGGUGGUCGCUCGGUAUCCUCAUCUUCGAAAUGCUCUGUGGUUUCACACCUUUCUGGGACUCUGGCAGUCCCCUCAAGAUUUACGAAAACAUUCUCCGCGGAAGAGUCAAGUACCCUCCAUAUGUCCACCCGGAUGCUCAAGAUCUCCUGAGCAAGCUCAUCACCCACGACCUGACCAAGCGUCUUGGUAACUUGCACGGUGGCAGCAAGGAUGUCAUGCAACACCCCUGGUUCGCAGAGGUCACCUGGGAGAGACUAGCAAAGAAGGACAUAGACGCUCCUUACGUACCCCCAGUCAAGGGAGGCCAGGGUGAUGCCAGUCUUUUCGACAAGUACCCAGAAGAGACCGAGGCAUAUGGUAACAUGGGCGACGACCAGUAA